Messenger RNA from Suricata suricatta (meerkat), 2484 nucleotides. RefSeq names its product protocadherin alpha-1-like. Gene Ontology annotation, molecular function: calcium ion binding. Gene Ontology annotation, biological process: homophilic cell-cell adhesion. The coding region runs from base 1 to 2484 and encodes 827 amino acids. Lineage: Eukaryota; Metazoa; Chordata; Mammalia; Carnivora; Herpestidae. The record is from RefSeq and is a predicted model, not a curated record. The transcript has 7 exons. Gene Ontology annotation, cellular component: plasma membrane.
AUGAAGGCUCUAAAGACCCAUGGAAACAGCACCUGCUGCUUCAACAGCCAGCAGAACAGCCGCAUCCUCGCCGAGGCCGUGCACCGACCAGCUGAGAUACCUAGGCAGCCGCAGGAGCCAGUGCAGUCCAGCCACGCAGAUCUGCACGUCCGCCGAGCGCUCACCUGGGCCCCCACUCGGGCCUCGGCGUGUGGGUGCAGCCGCCGUCCCCGCCGCAGCAGCAGCUCCUGGGCCGCUGCAGGCUGCCCGUAUUUCAAAAAAUUUCUAAAAAUAUCACAUGUAAAUUCCUGGCAAGGAGGCAAGGGAGCCCAGCGUCUGCUGCUCUUCGUUCUGCUCCUCGCAGCCUGGAAGACUGGGAGCGGUCAGGUCCACUACUCGGUCCUGGAGGAGGCCAAACACGGCACCUUCGUGGGUCGCAUCGCGCAGGACUUGGGGCUGGAGCUGGCGGAGCUGGUGCCACGCCUGUUCCGGGCGGUGUCCAAAGGCCACGGGGACCUUCUGGAGGUAAAUCUGCAGAAUGGCAUUUUGUUUGUGAAUUCUCGCAUCGACCGCGAGGAGCUUUGUGGGCUGAACCUGGAGUGCAGCAUCCACCUGGAGGUAAUCGUGGACAGGCCGCUGCAGGUUUUCCAUGUGGAAGUGGAGGUAAAGGACAUUAACGAUAACCCACCAGUUUUCAGAGGGAAAGAACAAAGGUUAUUUAUUCCUGAAUCUAGACUGGUGGAUUCACAUUUCCCGAUAGAGGGCGCUGCUGAUGCAGACAUUGGUGCCAACGCUCUUCUGACUUACACCCUCAGCCCCAGUGAUUAUUUCUCUUUGGAUGUACAGGCAAGUCAUGAGCUGAGUAAGUCACUUUCACUCGAAUUGAGGAAAUCUUUGGAUAGAGAAGAAACACCAGAACUUCGUUUAUUAUUGACGGCCACUGAUGGGGGCAAACCAGAGCUGCAAGGUACUGUUCAGCUGCUGAUUACAGUGCUGGACGUUAAUGAUAAUGCCCCUUUGUUUGCCCAGGCUGUGUAUAGAGUCCAUUUAUUAGAGACUACAGCAAAUGGAACAUUAGUGACUACAAUAAAUGCCUCUGAUGCCGAUGAAGGUGUAAAUGGAGAAAUUGUCUUUUCCUUUGGCAGUGAUGUUCCUCUAAACAUUCAAAAAAACUUCAAAAUUGAUUCCAGCUCAGGAGAGAUUAGGCUAAUUGGUAGAUUGGAUUACGAAGAAACAAAAUCUUACGAAAUUCAUGUAAAAGCAGUUGAUAAAGGAAGUCCUCCAAUGUCAAAUCACUGCAAGGUUUUAGUGAAAGUGCUAGAUGUAAAUGAUAAUGCUCCACAACUGGCAGUUACAUCUCUGUCUUUGCCAGUCAGAGAGGACACUCCGAUCAGCACCGUCAUUGCUUUCGUUUCUGUGUCCGACAGAGACUCCGGUGUCAACGGGCAGGUGACUUGCUCUCUGAUGCCUCACACCCCAUUCAAGCUGGUGUCCACUUUCAAAAAUUACUAUUCGCUGGUGCUGGACAGCGCCCUGGACCGCGAGAGCGUGUCGCACUACACUCUAGUAGUGACCGCGCGUGAUGGCGGGAAACCAGAGCUCACUGGCACUACUCAACUGAAGAUCACCAUUCUAGAUGUAAACGACAACGCGCCAGAGUUUGAGAGAACUGUCUACAAAGUCAGUUUAUUCGAAAAUGCUCCAAACGGUACCAUAGCAGUGAUUGUUAACGCCUCUGAUUUGGAUGAAGGAGUAAAUAAGGACAUUGUAUAUUCUUUCACUACAGACAUGUCAUCAGAUACUUUGUCGAAAUUUCACUUAGAUCCAGUUAGUGGAUCCAUCAUUGUAAAGGGUAACAUAGAUUUCGAAGAAACUAAGUUAUAUGAAAUCCAGGUAGAAGCGACAGAUAAAGGAAAUCCCCCAAUGGCAGGUCACUGCACGGUUCUGGUGGAAAUUUUGGACACCAAUGAUAAUGUACCUGAGUUGGUUAUCAAAUCACUGUCAUUGCCUGUGUUAGAAGACGCACCCCUUGGCACGGUCAUCGCCCUGGUCAGCGUGUCCGACCAUGACUCUGGUGUCAACGGGCAGGUGGCCUGCUCACUAACACCCCAAGUCCCUUUCAAGCUGGUGUCCACCUUCAAGAAUUACUAUUCGCUGGUGCUGGACAGCGCCCUGGACCGCGAGAGCGUGUCGCACUACACUCUAGUAGUGACCGGCGCGUGCGGGCCUGCGAAGCCGGCGCUGGUGUGCUCGAGCGCCGUGGGGAGCUGGUCGUGCUCGCAGCAGAGGCGGCAGAGGGUGUGCUCUGGGGAGGGCGCGCCCAAGGCCGACCUCAUGGCCUUCAGCCCCAGCCUACCACCAGGACCCAUUGAAGGGAAUAGAGAAGAUCACCUGGAUUUGGAUGUUGAUCUUUCUGCCAAAUUUGGGUCCUCAGACAGAGGAACUAUCCUGAUUGAUGUUUUAAUUCAGAAAGGAUAUUUUUUCUAUGAGUGUGGCUCUUCAUAG